Cotesia congregata is the source of this 480-nucleotide messenger RNA. The record is from the annotation of a GenBank genome assembly. NCBI's taxonomy places the organism in Eukaryota, Metazoa, Arthropoda, Insecta, Hymenoptera, Braconidae.
AUGGGUGGCAAAAAUCCUGAAAAUAAUGAUAACAUGAAUAUUUUAUUUAUCCAGUAUCUCGAGAAGUUUGACUUGGCACCAGUUUUCACGAAGGAAGAAUUUCGACACUGGUUCUUACCGCAGGACGGUAUAAUAAACAGUUUUGUUGUUGAAAAUGAUAAUAAAAUAACAGAUCUAGUUAGUUAUUACACGUUACCGAGUUCAGUAAUGCAUCACCAAGUCCACAAAACACUACGAGCUGCCUACAGUUUUUACAAUGUUUCUACUAAAACACCAUGGGUUGAAUUAAUGACUGAUGCAUUAAUUUCAGCAAGAAACCUGGACUUCGAUGUGUUUAAUGCAUUAGACCUAAUGGAUAAUAAAGAAUUUUUAGAAAACCUAAAAUUCGGUAUUGGCGACGGAAAUCUUCAAUACUACCUCUACAAUUGGCGCUGUCCCAGUAUGACGCCCAACAAAAUUGGCUUGGAACUCAAUAAAUAG